CCCCGCUCCUCUCUAUGGCCCCGCCGCCAUGUUGGCCGUGAGGGGAAGCGGCGGCCCGGACCCCGCUAAAAUGGAGGCGCGGAGCCCUCAGGGGGUGUAGGGGCUCCUUCCCCUCCCCAACCCCCUGCCCGGAGCCCAUGGAGCGGCUGUAGGGUGGUGCUGGAGCAGCUCCUCAGUCCAGGAUGAGCGGGAUCCCUGGAGCCGGCAGUCCCUGCAGGAGCGCCCUGGGCCAAGCCACUCGGGUGGUUCCCAGGCUGCCUCUGCUGCGGAUCCUGCAGGCUGCCGGGGCCCAGGGCGACUCCUUCACGCUCAAAGAGGUGAUGCAUUUCCUGGGCCAGUACAUCAUGGCCCGGCAGCUCUACGACAAGAGGCAGCAGCACCUGGUGCACUGCGGGGGAGAUCAGCUGGGAGAGCUGCUGGGACUGCAGAGCUUCUCUGUCAAGGACCCCAGCCCCGUGUACGAGAUGCUGAAGAGGAACCUGAGCCCUGCUGCCCUCCCAGAUGCUGCACAGACUCUCCCAAAGGAGCAGAGCGUCGCUAAGCCCAGCCCAGACCAGCUGCAGCUCAGCCAGGAGGAAGGAUCUGACUCUGGGAUCCUGGAGGGUGACAGCAAAAGCUCAGCUCCUGCUACCUCAGAGCCCAAAUGUGACACUUGUGAAGACAGUGACUUGAUAGAAAACCUCUCCAAAAGCAAAAAGCCCAAGCUGGACCUGGUUUUUGAGGAAUGGGAUGUGGCUGGGCUGCCGUGGUGGUUUUUAGGGAAUCUCAGAAGCAAUUACAAAUCCAGGAGUAACGGAUCCACGGAUAUUCAGACUAACCAGGACAUUGACACUGCCAUAGUUUCAGACACCACUGAUGACCUGUGGUUCCUCAACGAGUGUCCCCAUGACCAGGGCACUGCUGGGCUCAAGGUGGAAGUGCUGGACUGCGAGGAGGUCGCAGAAGGUGACACCAAGGUGCCUGAGGAUGUGUGCUUGGAUGAGCUGGAGGAUUCCCAGUGCCUGAGUGAUGACACGGACACAGAGGCUGCUUCUGAGGAUUGCUGGCAAUGCUCCAAGUGCAGGAAAUUCAACUCUCCUGGAAAAAGGUACUGCUUCCGCUGCUGGGCCCUGCGCAAGGACUGGUACCGGGACUGCCCCAAACUGCCCCAUUCCCUGUCCCUUUCCAACAUCAAUUCCGUGGAAAACCAGGAGCAGGAUGAAGGGAUGGACGUCCCAGACUGCAGGAGGACGAUCUCAGCCCCGGCUGGCCAACCCAAACACCUUUUCCUGGGAGAAAACAAACCCCGCGUGGAUCCCAGCGGCUCCAUCGAGUCCUUGGAUUUGGCGCGGGAGGGGAAAAAUCGGGAUUUUGCCAAGCUGAAGAAAGAGGAGGAGAUGGAAUCUUUGGAGAGCAUCAAAACCCUGCUGAAUCCCUGCUUCCUGUGCCAGCACAGGCCUCGGGAUGGGAAUAUUGUCCAUGGAAGGACUGCUCACCUGGUGGCCUGCUUCAGGUGUGCCAGGAUGCUGAAGAAGAAGAGGUCGCCAUGUCCCGUGUGCAGGAAGGAGAUCAAGAUGGUCAUCAGGAUCUUCAUGGGGUAGGGAGGCUUUUUGCCCCUAAAGUAACCCCGAAAUCUGGAAUUUUUGCACUCAAACCUCCAUUACGGUGUGUGCAGGAAGGAGAUCAAGAUGGUCAUCAGGAUCUUCAUAAAGUAACCCCAAAAUCUGGAGUUUUGCACUCAAACCUCCAUUACGGUGUGUGCAGGAAGGAGAUCGCGAUGAUCAUCAGGAUCUUCAUAAAAUAAUCCCAAAAAGAUGUGUUUUGCACACAAAUCCCAAUUUCAGUGUGUGCAGGAAGGAGAUCAAGAUUGUCAUCAGGAUCUUCUAACCCUAAAAUAAUCCCAAAAAGAUGUGUUUUGCACUCAAAUCCCAAUUUCAGUGUGUGCAAGGAGAUCAGGAUGGCCAUCGGGAUCUUCAGGGCCUAGCAGGACCUUCUACUACUAGAAUAACCCCAAAAAUAGGUUUUUUUGCACAAAACCCCCAAUUCCAGAGCUCGGUCUGCAGGAUCCAGAUGGUCAUCGGGAUCUUUAUGGGAUAGCAGGACCUUCUGCCCCUAAAAUAACCCGAAAAUUAAGAUUUUUGCACUCAAACCCCAAUUCCAGAGCUCAGCCAGUGAAACCAAAGAGUACCAAGAUUUAAAUCCCACCAAGACUCCUCGACAGGAUCCACUUUUCCAUGGAAAUCACUUCGAGAUCAAAACCCCAGCUUGGAAAUUUUCCCAGUUUCCCAUCUUCAGCCUGAUUUUAUCCCUUGGGAUUCGUUCUCCUGACCAAGAACAGCAGAUUUGGGAAAAAAUGAAACCUUUGGAAUGGGUUUGUUUUUUUUUUCCAUAAAUCUUGACUUGUGCAAUUCCUUUGGAGCUGAGAGAUAAAAACAGAAAUAAAUAUUUAUGAUGGGAGGGCAGGGGAUUUGUUUUGGAGAGAAGAAAAAGAACUUUAUUCCUAAUUUUUUUAUUGUUUAAGGUCGGCAGGGUGAAGAAUUUCUUGCUCGCAGAUGGGAAAUAAAUCCAAGUUUUUAAUCCUCACCUCUCAGGUCACAAAUGAGAUGGAAAAAUAAUAAUAAUGUUAUAUUUUUCUUGC
Molecule: messenger RNA, 2617 nt
Organism: Motacilla alba alba
Lineage: Eukaryota; Metazoa; Chordata; Aves; Passeriformes; Motacillidae
Gene: MDM4
Product: MDM4 regulator of p53
Exons: 11
Coding region: 183-1580 (465 amino acids)
Biological process (GO): regulation of cell cycle; protein ubiquitination; negative regulation of apoptotic process
Cellular component (GO): nucleus
Molecular function (GO): ubiquitin-protein transferase activity
Source: RefSeq, a predicted model, not a curated record